Porites evermanni is the source of this 3415-nucleotide messenger RNA. Lineage: Eukaryota; Metazoa; Cnidaria; Anthozoa; Scleractinia; Poritidae. The record is from the annotation of a GenBank genome assembly.
AUGACGAAAUCAAAGCUUUAUACCUUGGCUUUUAUUCGAAAUGGAAACAACAUUCUUCUGGGGAUGAAGAAGAGAGGGUUUGGGGCUGGUAGGUGGAACGGUUUUGGCGGGAAAGUGGACGCUGACGAAACAAUUUUGCAAGCUGCUAAAAGGUAAAGCUGCCAAUCGUUUUCAACCCUUAGUCUUCUUUUUGCUUUAAAAACUUUUUAAUCUUGCUAUGAUCUUUCUUCGCUAUGAUUAGUCUUCUAUUUUUCUUCGCAAUUGUUCAGAGGCAACGCAUGUGAGCGCGCGUGGUCACAUCCCAAACACAUCCGGCGAGGAAACGCGACGGGCACUGCUUACACCAUUCCUUGGGGGUCAUUCCUUACAAUCUAUCUCCCAGCGCGGGACAGGAUGGGAGCUAGCGGGAUAUCAAUCAUCAUAUAAGCUAUAUGGGCAUGUACUGCUGUCAAGGCAGAACCACAGCCAAAAGGCCAAAACAGGUCAAAUUAGCUUAUUGGCCCUAUAUAACCUAAGGAGGAAAACAGAGACAUUAGAAUAAGGAUGGAAGUUGGGGAGAGUUGAAAACACUGACCUGCGGUCUCCAGACUACCCACUGACCCCCACUCCAAAGACUACCCUAAGGACUACCCUAAAAAAUCAACCAAAUUCACUUUUGCAAAGGAAAUAAAUAGAACAAACCUACCUCCACUGUGCUUCCUACAGAUCCAUAAACAGCCACCAUCCUGCUUUUCGCCUGUUUCAUUGACCCAGUCUUUUUUUUUUGUCCUGCUCCAUUCUUUUUUGGCUACCAGCCAGCAUGCUGUUAGUUGUACAGCAUCAAAAAAAGUGUUGAAAGAUUGGGUUCUUGAAAACAAAGACUACUACAUGUAGGACCUCCAACAGAAUGACUUUGAACUUUAUUGAUUAGAGGAAACUGAGUGAAUCAGGUUCCAUUUAGGUCAUUAUACUGGGAAACCUGACCUGAAAGAAUUGAUUCACUCAGUUUCCUAACCCUAAUCUUAAGGGGUCUUAAAGAUCUUUGUUUUCAAGAUGGAACUCUGGGUUCUGCGCUUUCACGUAGUUUACACCUGCAUGAUGAAUGACAUCAGCAACCCAGUCUGCUGUCUUUUGUGAAAUACCUGCCAACUGAUGGUAAUUCAAAUUUCAUAAAAUCAGUCAAUGGAUGUGAAAAGAAAAUUACGCUAAUACCAAAACCCCAGGGCAGGAGACAGCCAAAUUUGGAAGUAGCCAUCUCGCCCAUAAGCCCUGGCCUCAAUCUCCUAUGUUUAGAAUUGACAUAUAUUGGGCAUGAAGUUAGGUUGCAAUAAGAAAGACUGGGUCCAGGAAAAAGUAAGAUGUCGACUGUUUAUUGCGUAGCAACACCGGUAGGUUUGUUGUAUCUCUUUCCCCCAUAAAAACUGAAUUUGGUUGAAAUUUUAGGGUAGUCCUUCAUGGGGUUGUUCGCAGAGUUUUCCAUAGGGUAGUCCGCUGAGUGGGGUUCAGUGGUAGUCCGCGGACCAGGGUCAGUGUUUUCAACUCACCCUUGAAGUUGAAUGGGUUGGAGGAAACAUUUUUAACACAAAAAUGGCAAAGAGAUCCAUACAAAUGCACAGGACGUCAACACACUGACAAUGUGUUCAAUCAGUUACUUAGUGUAACUGUUUCGACUUUAAUAAUGCUAGAAAUUUUUCUUAAUUAUGAAUAAAAUUCAGUCCUAAAUUUUACCAUCUAAAAUAUAACAAUUGAACUUCAAUGAUUUCAAAAAUUUUGGCUUUUAAUUAACACUCGAGGGAAAGCAUGGCAAAUGAUUAUCAUAUUAUGGAUAUACAUGUAUUGUUUUGAUUGGGCUGAGAUAAAAAGUUGUCUCUGGUUAACAUGCAUGUAGGCUACAAGUAGGAGAGAAUUUUAUUUUUAUUAAGCAGCUACCCUUUGUUAAGCAGCCAGUAAUCAAAGUCCUAAAAUAAUAAUUGUAGAAAAGAAUAGUAAAUUACACCUCUGUUAAGCAGCCACCUCUAUUAGCAAGUGGCCAUGGCCUCUUUUUGGCCAUUUGAUGACAGUUCUACUUAUUCUGUCACCUUUAUUAAGCAGCCGUUAAGUAUGUGAUACACAUAAUUUAGCUUCAAUUUAAAAUAUGAUGAAGGAAAAUACAGUCAGAGAUAGAAGAUGAUGACUGAUUGUGGAGAGAUAAUGUACUUCUGUCUCUUAGUGAUAUUUCUGGUAAAGAUAAUGCUAAUUUAUGACAAACCUCAAUUGAGUGGCCAACCUCCAUUGACUGGCCUCCUGCCAAGGGUGGCCACUUAAUGGGGGGUCAACAAUAUUACAUUAUUUUAAAAACAGCAAAAUCUGAGUUGGUGAGCAAAUGGGGGAGAAGUAAAUUGCAUUAGAAAUUUUUUUAAACAUGAAAUAAGGUUAUUGGUGCCAUUUUAAUGCGAUUCUGUGGAUGUUAUCUUUGUUUGUUUACAGGGAAUUGUGGGAAGAGUCAGGUCUGACAGUAGACGAACUCCAAGAGGCUGGAAUUUUAAAGUUUGAAUUUGUUGGUGAACCUCAAAUAAUGGAGGUUCAUGUUUUCACCACUAGUAUUUUCAAAGGAACACCGGCUGAAUCUGAUGGUAAUCAAGUUUAACAUAGUUUACAAGAAUGGCAUACCUUGUUCCCAUUCAAAGUGAAACAAGCAAUGAAGAGUGUUACAACAAUGCAUUAAACCCCUCAUGACUACUGACCAGUCAACUAGGAGGUACCCAUCCCUUUCCCCUGGUCUACUCUCAUCUAGAUCUGAAAUGGUGUCAUUCAUUUGGCACUGUAUUAGUUUCAGUUGUCAAACCUGACGUAUUUUUAGGGCAAUCUUUUCUUAUCUUUUGUGGUUUGAGCUGAACAUUUAGAAAAUUUUAGAAAAUGGGCAACCUUGUUAAACAAAAUUUGCUAACCCUGAGUCUAAAACUAUCAAGACAGCCAAGCCAAUUGACUACUAUUAGAAAAAAUCAUGCAGUUGCCAUCUGUUUGGCUCAGUUUGUUGGGUACCUGAGUGAAGUGAUGUAGGUUCAGUUUAUAUCUUGAUCCUCCAAAGGCCCCAUCUCACAGCCCGUUUACUGGAGUGAAUCUCUUGGGAUGCAAAAUAACCACUAAGGAUGUAUCCAUCUGUCCAGUGAUCUAUCACCGGGGAGACUUAACCUGAAGCUAAGCUCUGCUUUGUUGACCUUACCCCUUUUAAGUGUUUUAUAAUGUAUAUAAACACAGAACAAUGUUAAUUUUUUUUUCUUUAGAAAUGAGGCCCAAAUGGUUUUCUUUAUCAGAGGUGCCAUUCAGUGACAUGUGGCCAGAUGACCCUCUAUGGUUUCCAUUGAUGUUGAAUGGGCAGAAGUUCUCUGGAUAUUUUAAGUUUAAAGGACACUCAGAAAUCCUUGAUUACACCCUUGAGCCCUCAUGUGCAGUUUGA